GUGGAGUGUGAUGCGUGAAAGUCAACGUGGGGUGAGGUAGUGAAAUGAUUGUGGGCAAGAGUAAAAUUUGGAGAGGCACCAGUUCCAACGCAGGUACAGGCAGCAAAAUAGCUUGGGCCAGUCCCGGGAAGAGCAAUCAGCUCUGGACUAGAAUUACCAAUUAUCCGAGCAUAAAGAAUCUACAAAGCAGAUUAACUGAAUAAGUAAAGACUAGCAGGCGCAUUUUAAAACAUGUGUUCACAAUACAGAGACAUAGUAAAUAGAGUUAAAAGGUCGGAACACGCGCGCGAACGUUGAGGUGUAUUACAACCUUGUAAGUACACUGGCGGGCAGCUCCUUUUCUACACCUCUCCGUUGUGCCUGCUUAACUUGACAGGGGAGAGUAAAAAUGCCUGUAAAGAGGAGUCUACACUACAUUUGUUUCUCACUAUUUCACGGCGUUGGCGUAAUUUUACCUGACAGCAGGGACGGAAGCUUCGUUCGGCUUCAAUUUGCCGUUAUGGCGUUUGCGUAGAGGGCGCUCGUACCAGCUCGGCAAAGUCACGGGAAAUAGAGCUACUCUUCGCCGACGCUUUGAGGAAGUACUGCAAUUGGAUUGUGCCGUCCGUGACGUGAGCCUUUUCCUUGACCAGAGAGAAGGCGCUCUCUAUGGCGUUGGACCUUAUGCAAGUCCCCGGCCUGAGGCCUGUGCAGAAGGCAACUCUAGGGUACCUUCAGUAUGGGCAUUAAAAAGUGACACUCUGCUUUCUAUGCUAGAAUCUUAAAGAUUCGUUUAAGAUUCAUUCCUGUCUUAAAGAUCCAUUCCUGUUUGACCUUUGACUAUGAUGCAACAAGCUUUAGAACUUGCACUGGAUCGUGCUGAGUAUAUCAUUGAAAGUGCACGUCAGAGGCCUCCCAAACGAAAAUAUUUAUCUGGUGGAAGAAAAUCAGUAUUUCAAAAAUUAUAUGAACUGUAUCUAGAAGAAUGUGAUAAAGAACCUGAAAUAAAGCAGAAGCUGAGAAGAAAUGUGAACUUGUUGGAGAAACUAGUUAUGCAAGAGACAUUGUCAUGCCUGGUUGUGAACCUGUAUCCAGGAAAUGAAGGAUAUUCUCUGAUGCUCAGAGGAAAGAAUGGCUCAGAUUCAGAAACCAUUCGACUUCCCUAUGAAGAGGGAGAAUUGCUUGAAUAUUUAGAUGCAGAAGAGCUGCCCCCUAUUUUAGUUGAUCUUCUGGAAAAAUCUCAGAUUAAUAUUUUCCAUUGUGGAUGUGUUAUAACAGAAAUACGUGACUAUAGACAGUCUGGAAAUUUGAAAUCUCCAACGUACCAAAGCAAGCACAUUCUUUUGCGCCCAACAAUGCAGACCUUGAUUUGUGACGUGCAUUCCAUUACAAGUGACAACCACAAAUGGUCACAGGAGGACAAACUGCUUUUAGAAAGUCAACUUAUACUGGCUACAGCAGAACCUCUUUGUCUAGAUCCAUCAAUUGCGGUAACCUGCACGACAAACAGACUUCUUUAUAACAAGCAGAAAAUGAAUACACGCCCAAUGAAACGGUGCUUCAAGAGAUACUCCAGGUCAUCUCUGAAUCGACAACAGGAAGUGUCUUACUGCACAACUCCACCACAGCUCAGGUUGUUUGAUUAUUUGCAAAAAAGAAAGGAGAGGAAAGGAGCUCAACAGCACGACCUCAAAAUUUCUAAAGCUGGAAAUUGUGUAGAUAUGUGGAAACAGCAUCCUUGCUAUUUGACUGUACCAUCUGAAGUAGAUGUGGAAAAAUAUGCUAAAGUAGAAAAAGCUAUCAAGCCUGACGAGUCACAACCAAGUGUCUGGCCAGCUCAUGAAAUAAAAGAUGAUUAUGUCUUUGAAUUUGAAAUUGGCAAUCACCUUCAAAAAACAAAACUGACAAUUUUUCAGACACUGGGAAAUCCAUUAUAUUAUGGUAAAAUACAAAUGAUUAAAAGUGACGAAGACAAUGAAAUCCUAGCAACUCCAUCACAUUUCCUUAUUGGCUCGAAGUCAGAAGCAGAACGAGUAGUCAGCCAGUACCAGGAGCUAAUUCAGAACGAAGCUAAAUGUCCAGUGAAGAUGUUUCGUAAUUCAGUUGGAUCAGACCAUCUUUCUCCUGGGAAGGAAAUAGAACAGCCUGACAGUGUUUCAGGAUACAUUCAGUCUUCAGUACUGGGAAAAGGUGUGAAACACCGGCCUCCUCCUAUCAAACUACCUUCAAAUUCAGGAAGUAGUUCUUCAGGCAUCAUUUUUAGUCCACAGCAGUCAAGUAGCCACCUAAAAUCCCCAACUCCUCCUCCUGCUCCUCCCAAGCCUCCCACUGUGUCUCGGAAGCAAUCCCUGGACCUGAAUCAACUGAGCAUGCUUUCUCCAGCUGCCAUGUCUCCUGCAAGUUCUUCACAAAGGUCUGGAACUCCUAAGCCAUCUACUCCUACUCCUACUCCAACCAACACCCCUUCAUCGACCCCACACCCUCCUGAUGUUGAGAGCUCAACUCUGAUUACCCAAUCUACCACCCCUACUCCCCAAGAUUCAGGCUUCACCCCUCAGUCCACCAUGUUAACCCCAUUUGCUCAGCAGCAGUUGUCUCUGAGCCAGGCUCUGCCUGUAAUGACCAUUCCUCUUUCCACCAUGGUAACAUCCAUUGCUACAGGAACCUCCUCCAGCCAGGUCAUGACAAGCACUGCAGGAUUUAACUUCAUCAAUGUAGUGGGCUCUAUGUGUGGAGCACAGACAUUGAUGAGUGGCUCAAACCCCAUGCUGGGAUGUAGUACUGGUGCAACAAGCCCUGCAGGUAUAAAUCUAAGCAGCAUUUUACCAUCAGGAGGUCUGAUACCAAGUGCUCUACCUUCUGGAAUGCCACCUACCUCUCAGCCUGCUUCCAGGUGGCCCACUGAUUUUCAACACUCUCCAGCAGCAACAGCAGCUCUCCCAAUUUUCAUCACAACAGCCCUUAACUUCAAAUCUUCAGCCACAGGGAGAUCAGGUAGGCAUACAAAUACAGUAGAAAUAAAGGGUCAGUGGGGUUAUACACAUACUUUUGUGACCUACCUUGCCAAUUUUCUGUAGGAUAGGGUAGGCAGGAACAAAAUUAACUAGUAAGCUGCCACCACUCCCAGGUCUUUCACUGCAGCUCGACAAUAGGAAGCCUCAAGCCUUUAGAAUAUAAUUUGGGUAGCUGAAAUAAGGGUGCAAGCAGCCAUUCUCUAUUUCAUACUCACUAACCUGAAAUAAUAUGCAGUAACAGGACAAAGCAGCUGCGAGGCACUGAAUGUAGCAUUGGGCUUAUCCAGAAGAAGCACAAGUUUAAGAGGCUUAAAGGAAUUUUUAUCAAGGGAAUUUAUGAGGAAAUGGGGAAAGGACAAAAGAGGGAAGAAAAAGUGAACAAAACAGGCAAAACAUGAUACAGGGUGUUUAAUGUGACACCUCAAGCAAAUCAGUAUAAACCUAAUUAACUUAUAAAUUACUGGAGCGAUAUGUCCCUUAAGGUCUAUGUUCCAGCCAGGGUCCACAGGCCAGAGCCUACAGUCUGGAUGGCAUCAAUGAAGCAAUGCAAAAGACUAUUCCCUCCUUGUCUUGUUUUGUCCCCCACUUCCUCCAUGGACAUCCUCAACAGUUUUUCUUUACCCAGUCAAGACUUAAUCCACUCUCUCACCAUCUUAAGGAAGGCCCAUCUUCCUCAAGGGAGGCCACAAGUUUGAACAAUAAAGCUGAAAACAUUGUGACCUGGAAUGCCAGUUGACUAGCCCUGAUAACUGUGUGGUAAAUCCUCAAGGCCUUCACAAGGCCAAGGCAUGUGGUGACAGCAUAUAAAGGUUUUAAAUAAAUAAAUAAAUUCAGUUCUCAGCUAAGGCCCGAAGAAGGAGAAUUAAUUCACAGAUCUGUCAGUCCAUGUAGAUCGUGCCCCAGUGUAUCUUCAGAGUUGCUUUUGUUCAUGAUAACUGCACACGUUAUAGAUUUGAAAUAACAGCUGAAGCCAAAAUCAAAGGACUUAACCUCAGAAGAAAGCUGUGCUAACACAGGAUGUUUUCUUGUAUGGUCUAAUACUAUUGGUUGGCCCUUCCUUAUUGUGAGGGGCAGUGGCUUUCAGAAAGAUAUCUUUUUUCAGCCCUGAGAUCUUUCAUUCAUUUCUGUAAUAGCCAAAGCUCUCUAGGCAGUUCACAAAAAUUACAAAUAAAGAUGCAACAGAUUAACGUAUUUCUUUAAGUGAACAUGUCCAGUGCUGAACCUAGGACCUUCUUUAUGCAAAGCAUGCAUUUUGCCCACGCUCAGACAUUUUGAACAUAUGAAGCUGUCCUACUAGGUAAGAUGGCCAUUAAUCUAUCUAACCCGGUUUUAGCCAAAGCUAAGUUUGGAUGUUAGCCAAAGCUUGAAUCUGAGCCCCUCUGCAUAGCUCUGCUAUUGAGCUAAUGUAUUCUAUUAAAGUUUUGUGGGUUUUGCAUGGUUGAAGCUGCUCUAGUUUCCCCACCCAACACAAAUUUUAACUUCAACUUAGCUUUGUGGCUGCACCCAUUAACACCCAACCUUUAUGACUAACCUGUGUGCCACAGUUUAAGGGGUUUUUUCCUAAUAAAGAGAGAAUCAUUAUCCUUAUAUUGUGAAGAACAGAAUAGAUGUGACAUGAUGUAUCUCCCUAUAAAAUCAAAUUAUGCAUAAUGAUGCAAAACCCUCCUUACACAUUGGGGACCAUGCCUAAUUUACACCUUUCCCUCAUUUCCAUUGAUCACAAAGGAGGUAAUCAAGAGAUGGGAAGGCAGGACACUCAGUAUUCAAAAAUCCCAUCAUUUGCACAAUGAUGACCAAAAUAUC
Molecule: messenger RNA, 4796 nt
Organism: Varanus komodoensis (Komodo dragon)
Lineage: Eukaryota; Metazoa; Chordata; Lepidosauria; Squamata; Varanidae
Gene: SUPT20H
Product: SPT20 homolog, SAGA complex component
Exons: 21
Coding region: 822-3056 (744 amino acids)
Biological process (GO): regulation of transcription by RNA polymerase II
Cellular component (GO): SAGA complex
Molecular function (GO): transcription coregulator activity
Source: RefSeq, a predicted model, not a curated record